AUCAUGUUACAGAUGUGAUAUCAUUUCAUAGUUUAAGAAAAGGAUCGGUUAAUUCGUUUCGUCUAGUUCUCUUCUCGGUUAUGUUUUAUUUCAUCUUACAGAAUUCCCGGGAAUAAAGUUAUUAUUAUUAACACACUAUUUUGUGAUUUUCAUUGUGGAAUGAAUUAAAAAGGUAUUUUAUUAACACACCAAACCAAAUAUUAUAGAGAUCCAGAUGCAUAAGGCACCGACUGAUGCAAUCACGACAUUAGUUACAAAGAGAACUAAGAAGUUUGUCGAAAUACAUUUUAGGAAUUUCCAUCAUGAAAUAAUUAAAAGUGUGCAAGGUGAAACAAAUGCUGAAUGUGGCAAGUGCACUUUGAGACAACUGUUGGAUAGGUCGUUUACUUGUCCAAAACUGAUAUGUGACAAAAUAAGGGACCACAUCAAGUUAAGCCAUAGACAUACCAGUCCCUCAUGGUCAAACACAACACCGCCAAACUGGUGUAAUAGUCAUUGGGAGAUAGCGAAGUGUUUUCUGCCCGAAUCCGAUACCAAUGCCCGGACGACCAGCGCAGAGGAUGUAAAUUUAUUGGAGCUGAUCGAUUGUGUUUGCAAUUGCAAGUAUUUUGAUCGUUUGAAGGGAACGUCAACAGCCAGUGAAAGCGUGCCUAUUCAGUUGCGAGAUAUUCUUAUUCGAAAGAAGACAGAAAAGACUUUGCUCGAUUCGGAGGAAAAUUAUCUACUGUAUCAGAAAACACUCGAAGAAUUCUUAACUGUAAUAACGCCACACACACUACAACACACUCUGCCUGAGCUGAUACAAUUUGCAAAACAAUAUCCAAAAUUGAGUCGGUCACUUUCUACACAAUCAAGUGAUGACUUCAAAGAUUUCAUCAAGACUGGAAAGACGUACAAUUCGAUAGAAUGUGUUCUUCCGAAACCCAUUUAUAGACGACAAAACUCCGAUGAAGAUGCGCCUAUUGCAUCGACGUCUAUUGAAUUACCAAGAACAAGCAUUUCGUUACCCGCGGUUGAAAACAUAGAUAUAACGGAAGGCGUUCGUCGUCAGAAACGGCAUCUACCAUUUCCAACCAACAUACACAGGGAAAAACAAAGCCAAGAAUGGCUUGAUAUCCUUUAUGAAGGAAAUCGUAACGCUUUUAAAAAAGAAUGCAGCCAUAUUUGUCAAGAUAUAAAAUCGUCUAGUCCGAACAUACUCGAUGUUUAUGCAGCAAUUUUUGAUCGCUCAGACAAACCACGACAAACAGCAUUUGUUGCUACUGUCAGUAAAGAUCAAGAACAUGACAUUACUUAUUCUAAUCACAACAUCGUUAUGAAGGUAAGGAACCGAUACGAAGCUGAAGGAAAUAUAGUAGCUAACUCAGAAAUCACAAGACGAAACCGUCUAUCUCCCGGUGAUCAGUCUAAAUUGAAACAACAUAUAUCCGAACUGUCACCACGGCUUAUGCAGAAGCAUAAAUACCUAAACAUGAUAACUGCAAGUGGUGUUAGAUCAAGGGGUUUUGGAAAAGCUCACACGAUUGACCCAGAGGUAUGCAUUGUCCUAUAUGUUCACGCCAAAGGAUAUAUUCCAAUAGACGAGAUGGCAUUUGAAAGAAGUUAUCAUGACAUACCUGUCGACAUUAGAGAAGGAGGAUUUUGGGGCUUUAAUGAAACCGUUCGUAUUGGCGAUGCCAUCUUCCGUGAAGGCGUCGGUUUGGCAGGAAGUUUGGGCGGGUUUUUUGAACAUCCUUCGCUUGGACUUUGUGGAAUAACUUCAGCACACGCUGUACUCAAACCAAAGGAACUAAAACAGUGCAUGGAAGAUGGACGUUUUCCUGCAAACAAAGAGGGUGAAAUAUAUCAAAUUAAAACAUGCAAUGAUCUUUUCAAUAUUGGUCGUCUAGUAAUGGCAUUUUAUGCCGAAGGAAAUGACCAAGAUGCAGGUGUGGAGCUUGCCGUUUUUGUCAUUGAUAGUAGUUUGUCAUCCGAACAGAUAUCUGUGUCUUUUGAAGGAAUAAAUCGCCAAGGUCAACCAGCUACAUUUUCAUUUGAAACAGGAAAAUCACUAGGAAGUGCAUACUUUUACCCAGACUAUCAUUGUUGCAAAUAUGGAAGCGCGACUACCUUUACUUCUGGCGAAAUCAGUAGUGAUUUUGAUAAUGAUGGCCUCCUUAGCAUUAAGGAAAUGAAAUUUGAUGAGUUAAAACCUCUCGUUUUACACAAACAAUACGAAAUUGCACCUUUGGCGGAGAACAUGCCAUUUGCAGAUUUUGGCGAUUCUGGAGCUUUUGUGUACUGUUGGCGUUCGACGUGCGAUUUAGUGUGCGUUGGAAUGAUAGUUGGUGGAACAUCAAAUGGCACAACUGUUGUCACUCCUAUUAAUUCAGUUUUGAAACAGCUCGGCGUUCCAAAAUUAAAGAAUUUUAAAAAGCUAAAAAAUGAGCAGUUGCUAAAACAUUUAGAUGCUAAAGUUGACCGACUUGAGUCCAAAUUCGACACUAUGCAGUCUGGUAUAAAUCAGCUUUUACAUCGUUUAAAUCAGAGUUCCAGGACAGGACCAACUGAUUGUUAAAAACCACAACUCGACGAUUUAAGCGAAGCAAUGGCAGAAGAGUAUACUUGGGUUGUUCGGAAAAAUAAUAUUAUACCUAUUCUAUAAAAUAUUUAUGUUGCCCAAUUGUAUUGGAAUCACUGAUAUUGCCAAGCCAAAACCACUACAAUUGAAAAGUUGUGUAAAGGUGUAUCUGAACCUAACAAAACAAAAUCACGCAUUUGUUCAAUUGUAAACAUAUUUACAUGCUCCCUAAAUAUGCUCGUAUCGGUAUUGACUAAAUUUCGUAAAUUAAUUCAAUAUUGAUACCAAUAUUAGCAAUGUACACAUGUUAUAUGAACAACACAUUUUAAUUAAAUGGCAUGGCAUUGUUAUCACUUUGAAUGAAUGGUUGCAAUAAAAGCAUGUGUAACAAUCUUUCAUAAACAUUAUUGAAAAAAUGGUACUAAUUUAUCAACUUUGUGUUAAUGUUUAAGAAUAUCUUGAGUGAACAGAGGAUAUCAAAUUUGUCAAGAAGCAAGACAAAGAAUAAGAUUCAAUUAUGUCGUGUUGACUUUGGUUGUACAUCACUUGUCUAAGUUUACUAAAAUUAUUUCACAAUGCUCAAACUUUUUGUAUCUGUAAAUUGAAAAGGUUUUGAAACUCAUAAUGUUUCAAAUACAACUUGACAAGACUGACAAUUGAGUUUCAAUUAGGUGGUUUCAAUCCACUUUACGAAUUAUUUUGAUGACUUACAUCUCUAUAAUACAAUGAUAUAUUUUAUAUAAGUAGAACUAUUUUGUACAUAAACACAAUUUUGAACGAAGAUUUAUUUUCUUCCGAAACACAGCUCAAUUGCAAGCUGAAACCUUUUACAACAACCGUGAACCAGGUAAUGCCUAAUAUAUACGUAUAUAUAGUCUAAUCUUGCUCUUUGAUUCUAAGGAUUGACAUAAACAAAAGAAUUCUGCGACCUUUGAGAGGUACAAUUACCCGAUGUAAUCUCAAAACG
This is a messenger RNA of Mya arenaria, 3527 nucleotides long. RefSeq lists its product as uncharacterized. Bases 215 to 2557 code for a protein of 780 amino acids. The record is from RefSeq and is a predicted model, not a curated record. The transcript has 6 exons. NCBI's taxonomy places the organism in Eukaryota, Metazoa, Mollusca, Bivalvia, Myida, Myidae.